UUCCGCUCCGCUCCGUGUCCUGGGGAGGGAGUGGGAUUCGGCUCCUCCCCGCCGGGAGGAAGUUACCGCAUCGCUGAGGCAUGAGGGCUGCACAUCCUCCAGCCGCUUCCUCGCUGCGCGGUCGUGGGAUGGAACGCGUCUCAUCCAGCGGUCAGGCUGGGGGUGCUGGGGAGAAUCGCCCUGUCCCCAGGGUGGUUGGCAUGUCUGGGUGACCGCUUCUCGUGUCCCCUCUCUUGGGAGCACUGCAGCUGACAUGUGGAAGCACGGUCGGGGUCUAGCAGGAGGGCUGGGAAUGACCCCAGGGCCAGUUGCUGCGCAGGGCACUCAUCCCCGGCCAACCUGCCCCAGAUCUCUGCUCCUCACAGCACAUACCCUGCUCCAGGAGCUCCUGCCGGGACCAUGCGGUCCAACAUGCUGCCUGCCUGCCUUUCAGGAGUGGCGUUCAGGCCAGCCACAAAGUUUAGAGCAGACAUCUCCAUUGCCUGUGGGCAGGUGCAGCCUUCUGCCCGCACACUGAAGAUCCUUUGUUGGACCAUGGCAGCAUCAUUCCUGAACUUGUUCUGGAUGAGGGGCCUUCCCUUGGGCACGUCUGUCAGUCCCUCCUGGGCGUCCCGGUCCCAUGGGUCCUGCCUGAAGGAUUGGAGGCCAGCUAGCACUUGCUGGGGCAUUUUGGUCCCAGGGAUGACCAUGGUUUCAGCCCCUUGCACUGGGCCUGCCGCGAGGGCCGCUCCAACGUGGUCGACAUGCUUAUCAUGCGGGGAGCACGAAUCAAUGUCAUGAACCGCGGUGACGACACCCCGCUGCACCUGGCUGCCAGCCACGGCCACCGUGACAUCGUGCAGAAGCUGAUCCAGUUCAAAGCAGACAUCAAUGCGGUGAACGAGCACGGGAACACACCUCUACACUAUGCCUGCUUCUGGGGACAUGACCAAGUGGCAGAGGACCUGGUGGGCAACGGGGCCUUGGUCAGCAUUGCAAACAAAUACGGUGAGACACCCAUUGACAAAGCCAAGAUGCCACUGCGAGAGGUCUUGAAAGAGCGUGCUGAGAAGCUGGGCCAGAGCCUUACCAAGAUCCCCUACAAGGAUACCUUCUGGAAGGGCACAACCCGCACGCGUCCCAGAAACGGAACUCUUAACAAACUUGCUGGAAUAGACUUCAAACAGCUGAGCUUGAGCCAAAAACUCAACGAGAACCAGUCAGGAGAGUUGUGGAAAGGGCGCUGGCAAGGCAACGACAUUGUCAUCAAAAUGCUGAAAAUCCGGGACUGGACAACUCGGAAGAGCCGAGACUUCAAUGAGGAAUACCCAAAGCUGCGGAUCUUUUCUCACCCCAAUGUGCUGCCGGUGCUGGGCGCCUGCCAGUCCCCCCCAGCACCGCACCCCAUUGUCAUCAGUCACUGGAUGCCCUAUGGCUCCCUCUACAACGUGUUACAUGAGGGGACAAACUUUGUGGUGGACCAGAUGCAGGCGGUGAAAUUCGCCUUUGACAUUGCACGGGGCAUGGCCUUUCUGCACACGUUGGAGCCCCUCAUUCCACGCCACCACCUCAACAGCCGCAGCAUCAUGAUCGAUGAGGACAUGACAGCACGACUCAGCAUGGCCGACGUGAAGUUCUCCUUCCAGUGCCCAGGGAGGAUGUACGCGCCAGCCUGGGUGGCACCAGAAGCCUUGCAGAAGAAGCCAGAGGAAAUUAACAGGCGCUCGGCUGACAUGUGGAGCUUCGCAGUGCUGCUGUGGGAGCUGGUGACCCGUGAGGUGCCAUUCGCAGACUUGUCCAACAUGGAGAUAGGCAUGAAGGUGGCACUGGAGGGGCUACGUCCAACCAUCCCACCUGGCAUAUCCCCACACAUCUGCAAGCUGAUGAAGAUCUGCAUGAAUGAGGACCCAGCCAAGCGCCCCAAGUUUGACAUGAUCGUGCCCAUCUUGGAGAAGAUGCAGGAGAAGUAGAGAGGGAGGUGCCUCCCAGCCACCUGACGCUGCCAUGCUUCCCCUCCCCACCACCCCCAAGUGCCUUCUUUAACCCCAGAGCCAAGGGGGAGCAGGGAAUGCCCCCUUACCCUGAGCCAGCCACGGACACACGGUACAGACAAUGCUGCCUUCUCUGGAGCUGCUCUGCAGGCUUCAGUCACUGGCACCAAAUCUAUGGCAGCACCUCCAUCCUCCCUGGCAGCUAUGGGCAGAGACUGAGCAGGAGGCCUGGCCCACCACACUGAGCAUGGCUGGGCUCUGCUUCCUGCAAGGCUGGGAUAGGGCUGCCGAGCCACCCUGUCCUCCUCAUCCCCAGGCCCAGAGCAGCUCGCCCACUUAGCCAUCUCACAGUAGGCAACGGCCAGUCCUGGUGCCCUUCCCUGCUCAGGACGGUGGGGUGAAGCUCGCCUGUUGCGCCCAGCACCACCCCAGCUUUGCGCUUCACUCUUUAUCGUUUCCAUCCAGGCCACGUGGAAAAGCCGCCAGCAUCUGAAAUAAACGUUUGUUACUAAAACUG
This is a messenger RNA of Falco peregrinus (peregrine falcon), 2487 nucleotides long. It is a transcript of the gene ILK, whose product is annotated as integrin linked kinase. Gene Ontology annotation, molecular function: protein binding; protein kinase activity; ATP binding. The transcript has 12 exons. Bases 744 to 1949 code for a protein of 401 amino acids. Lineage: Eukaryota; Metazoa; Chordata; Aves; Falconiformes; Falconidae. Gene Ontology annotation, biological process: protein phosphorylation; integrin-mediated signaling pathway; cell-matrix adhesion. Gene Ontology annotation, cellular component: stress fiber; focal adhesion. The record is from RefSeq and is a predicted model, not a curated record.